GGCCAAGAAGCAGCAGAGACACUGGCCCACUCUCACGUUCAAAGCGUCUCCGUCCAGCAUGGCCAGGUACAUGCUGCUGCUGCUCCUGGCGGUAUGGGUGCUGACCGGGGAGCUGUGGCCGGGAGCCGAGGCCCGGGCAGCGCCUUACGGGGUCAGGCUUUGCGGCCGAGAAUUCAUCCGAGCAGUCAUCUUCACCUGCGGGGGCUCCCGGUGGAGACGAUCAGACAUCCUGGCCCACGAGGCUAUGGGAGAUACCUUCCCGGAUGCAGAUGCUGAUGGAGACGGUCUGGCAGGCGAGCUGGAUGAGGCCAUGGGGUCCAGCGAGUGGCUGGCCCUGACCAAGUCACCCCAGGCCUUUUACAGGGGGCAACCCAGCUGGCAAGGAACCCCUGGGGCUCUUCGGGGCAGCCGAGAUGUCCUGGCUGGCCUUUCCAGCAGCUGCUGCAAGUGGGGGUGUAGCAAAAGUGAAAUCAGUAGCCUUUGCUAGUUUGAGGGCUGGGCAGCCGUGGGCACCAGGACCAAUGCCCCAGUCCUGCCAUCCACUCAACUAGUGUCUGGCUGGGUACCUGUCUUUCGAGCCUCACACAUUCAUUCAUUCAUCUACAAGUCACAGAGGCCAGGCACUGUGGGCUCAGGCACAGUCUGCCGACACCACUUAUCCAACCCUGCCCUUUGACCAGCCUAUCAUGACCCUGGCCCCUGAGCAAGCUGUGCCCCUGCCUGGUCAAGUGGGGACCCCCGAUCCUGACCCCUGACCUCUCCCCAGCCCUAACCAUGCGUUUGCCUGGCCUACACACUCCACUGCCACAACUGGGUCCCUACUCUACCUAGGCUGGCCACACAGAGACCCCUGCCCCCUUCCCAGUCCAAACUGUGGCCGUUGUCCCCUGACCAGCUAAAAUCAAGCCUCUGUCUCAGUCCAGCCUUUGCACGCACGCUUCCUUUGCCCUGCUUUCCAUACCCUCUCCCUCCAACUCCCCUGCCAGAGUUCCAAGGCUGUGGACCCCAGAGAAGGUGGCAGGUGGCCCCCCUAGGAGAGCUCUGGGCACAUUCGAAUCUUCCCAAACUCCAGUAAUAAAAAUUCCAAGACUUUG
Gorilla gorilla gorilla (western lowland gorilla) is the source of this 1094-nucleotide messenger RNA. It is a transcript of the gene RLN3, whose product is annotated as relaxin 3. The coding region runs from base 59 to 487 and encodes 142 amino acids. Gene Ontology annotation, molecular function: hormone activity; G protein-coupled receptor binding. Gene Ontology annotation, cellular component: extracellular region. NCBI's taxonomy places the organism in Eukaryota, Metazoa, Chordata, Mammalia, Primates, Hominidae. The record is from RefSeq and is a predicted model, not a curated record. The transcript has 2 exons.